GCCUGUUGUGUUGCUGCUUUGGUUAUCCAGUGGUUCGAAUCGAAACAGGUUUGGCAUGUUUAAACUAAUGUACUGGUGCUUGCGAAUCAAAUACAUGGGAAUUUUAAGUAUUCAUAAGCAAUUCUUGAACAGUUAUGGUGAACGUUUCUUUCCGUCAGGAGUUAGCUCAAAAUUCAAAGUGAUAAUUACGUUUUUGACUGGCAAUCAAUCGACUUUUUACAACGUCUAAAUCAAAAGCACUAAUACCAUACGUUAAUUUCGUAUUUUUUAUUGUAUUAGUUCAUAAUUUUAUUUUAACAGGAACUGUAAUGACUGAGAACUAUGAGUACAUGCCGCGAGCGAGGCAGGACCCUGAUGUUGAAUAUCCUUUAACAAUUAAGUAUUGUGGUGGUUAGUGUUUUUGCUCACGAAAUACUUUCAUACAGAAUGCACUAUGCCUCUGGAGUAUUGUGAAUUUUCACCAUUUCCUGAAAAAUGUCGAGCAUGGUUAGAGAAAAAUUUACCUGAAGAGUUUGAACGACUUAAUACUGAUGAUGUGGAUUCAAAUCAAACUGAGGCAACGCCUAAAGGACGUCAAGUUAGGGGUGGAAAAGGAGGACCUAAAAAGCCAGUAAAACAACAAAUAGCAGUAUUUAAAACUUCCAGAGGCAAGAAAAAAUAUACGACUAGUGUCACUGGAUUGUCCACAUUUGGGAUUGAUCUGAAAGCAGCUUCGAAAGUAUUUGGUCACAAAUUUGCAACCGGUAGUUCAGUAACGGGGAAUGGUGAUGAAAUUGUAAUUCAGGGAGAUGUAAAAGACGAGCUAAUUAAUGUAUUAAUAGAAAAAUGGCCAGAAAUUGAUAAAGACGUAAUAGAGAAUCUCGGGGAAAUGAAACGAUAGACCAAAUUCGUUAUUUUGGUGUACAGUGUUGUAAUUAAUUUUCUUGCUUUGAAAAUACAACCCUUUAUAUUGUUGAA
Schistosoma curassoni is the source of this 957-nucleotide messenger RNA. The record is from the annotation of a GenBank genome assembly. NCBI's taxonomy places the organism in Eukaryota, Metazoa, Platyhelminthes, Trematoda, Strigeidida, Schistosomatidae.